AUGAUGCUGAAAGUCGUUCUGGGGAUAAUUUUUGCUGCUAGCUUUAGCUCGGGUGCUGAAGGCCGCGAGGCAAAGGUGCUACUUAAGGUGACGGACAACAAAACCUACGAGCUCGUCGAAGAUGUUUUGAAAGAAUUGACAGAAAUCGAGCGCCCAAUUCGAGUCUUAGCCGCCGUCGGAAACGCAAGGGUUGGAAAAUCUACCACGUUAAACCUCAUAAAUCACAUCUGGGAUGGAAGGGAGAAGGGACAUUCGGUUGAAGAGAUUUUUAAAACCGGUGAUUCGUCCGAACAAGUAACGCGAAAUGUAUGGGCACACACGAUUCAUCGACUACGCGAAGACGGUGGAAGCAUUGUUCUUCUGGACGUGGAAGGCUUUGACUUAGGGGAUGAUAAGGUAACAGAGCAUCUUAGUAUGUUUACGGCUAUGAUGUCGUCUUGUUUGACCCUGUUUGCCAAUGAUUAUCUGGGAAAUAACGAUAGAAACUUUCUUUAUUACAUAUCUCGCUUGAGUGACUUGGUAUUCUCAAACAGCUUGGCUGGCCUGCGAAAUUUUCCGACGCUUCAUAUCGUCAUACGAGGCAAUCUGAAAUAUCCCGAAGAUAUCGAAAGUUAUAUUCGUGAUAAAUUCUUUAGGCCAAACCAUGAUAAGAAUAUCCAAGGUAUGGUAGAUACUAUUGAAAGAUACUUUAAAAGGGAUGGCAUUACAGUUAGCCAAAUUCCAAAUGUCAACGAACCUGAGAUAUUGCAAGACACUGCCAAACUACGCAACAAGUCUUUUUGGAACAGUGUCGAAAAACUAAUGGCCAAAUUGCAGAAUUGUCCAAAAAAGAAAUUUGCCAUUGGAGGAAGCCCAAUGGACGGCCAAGCCUUAGUGGACCUUGCAAACGACGUUGUGAAAGCUAUGAACGAAAACUCGUGGGCAGAAUUCGGAGAUGUUUAUUUUAACAAUGAAAAGGGCAUCUGUCAAAGAAGCUACGAAAAACACUUGAGACCAGUUUUACAGUUUGAUUCGAAAGGAAUUGUAGACUAUAUGAUGGAAGCAAUAGAAAACUUCAGAACUGAUUGCAAGCUUGAAAGUGAGAUAAAGAGUGCCAGGGAGGAAUUAAAGAAGACCCUCAAUGAAAAAAGAAAACAAGAAGAAGAGAGAAGGAAACAGGAGGAAGCAGAAGAAAGAAGAAGAAAAGAAGAGGAAGAGCGAAGAAAUAAGGAAAAUUGGUACUCUUAUGGCUGGUAUGUAGCCGGCUUGUUAGGCGGGUACUUGGUCCUCUUUAGCGAUGAAAAUCUAAAAAGCAACGUGACAGUUCUGCUUUAUUCCAUUUACAACGACAUUGGACUGACUGGAGUCUGCUGGAAAUGGAACGACAACGCACAACAGAAGUUCGGUCUCACAGGGGAGGCCUGCGGAGUGAUUGCACAGCAAGUUCAAAAGCUGUAUCCUGAGGCUGUUUUAGUGGGAGAAGAUGGCUUCCUUCAAGUGCGAUAUGGAAUACUUCAUAAGAUGAUUAACCACGUUAGAGACAAGCGCUGUUAG
This is a messenger RNA of Porites evermanni, 1533 nucleotides long. Lineage: Eukaryota; Metazoa; Cnidaria; Anthozoa; Scleractinia; Poritidae. The record is from the annotation of a GenBank genome assembly.